Messenger RNA from Coregonus sp. 'balchen', 9127 nucleotides. The record is from the annotation of a GenBank genome assembly. NCBI's taxonomy places the organism in Eukaryota, Metazoa, Chordata, Actinopteri, Salmoniformes, Salmonidae.
UUUUUUUUUUUUUAAGGCAUAGAGCAGCAAACCGAGAUGAAGGGGUAAGUGGCACAAAAAGCUUUCGUUAAUGGACAACCUUCUGUUUUGUGUUAGCUACUUGCUGACUGUUGCCGCCUUCUCCCCUUUACCACAGGCAGCAGAAGAGCCCGGAUGACGACGGUGACGUUUCCAUUAUCGAUGAAGGUGAGCGCCAUAGAGAGUAUUCUAUGAUUUAUCAUAAUGGUGAGAACUAACUACUUUUCUUAUAUACUGAACAAAAAUAUAAACUCAACAAUUUCAUAGAUUUUUACUGAGUUACAAUUCAUAUGAGGAAAUCCGUCAAUUGAAAUAAAUGCAUUAGGCACUAAUCUAUGGAUUUCACAUUACUGGGAAUACAGAUAUACAUCUGUUGUUCACCCAAUACCUUUAAAAAAAAAAUGGGCCUCACAAUGGGCCUCAGGAUCUCAUCAUGGUAUUUUUGUGCAUUCAAAUUGCCAUAGAUAAAAUGCAAUUGUGUUCGUUGUCCGUAGCUUACAGUAUGCCUGCUCAUACCAUAACCCCACCGCCAUCAUGGGCCACUCUCACAACGUUGACAUCAGCAAACCGCUUGCCCACACUAUCCAUACACGUGGUCUGCGGUUGUGAGGCCGGUUCGACGUACUGCCAAAUUCUCUAAAACGACAGAGGCGGCUUAUGGUAGAGAUGAACAUUAAAUUAUCUGGAAACCACUCUGGUGGACAUUCCUGUAGUCAACAUGCCAAUUGCACACUCCCUCAAAACUUGAGACAUCUGUGGCAUUGUGUUGUGUGACAAAACUGGACAUUUUAGAGUGGACUUUUAUUUUCCCCAGCACCUGUGCAAUGAUCAUGCUGUUUAGUCAGCUUCUUGAUAUGCCACACCUGUCAGGUGGAUGGAUUAUCUUUGCGAAGGAGAAAUGCUCACUAACAGGGAUGUAAAUAAAUUUGAGAGAAAUAAGAUUUUUUUGCAUAUGGAACAUUUCUGAGAUAUUUUAUUUCAAGUCAUAAAACAUGGGACCAACACUUUACAUGUUGUGUUUAUAUUAUUUGUUCAGUGUAAAAUUAUAUUUAAAAAAUAGUCCUUUGCAUUGCUUCACUGAAUGGUCAAUGUGAUGUGUGUUCACUGAAAUGAUUCAGGCUGUGAUCUAUGCAAGUACACAUGUUGUCAUAGCCAUGGGCCUAGGCUCCUUAGCAGUGUUUCCCAAAAAACGGGGUGGUGGGGUUGGAAAGUAAUAAAGGGAAAUAUAUUUUUUUAAAGGAUAUGUGUGUGUGUGUGUAUAUAUGUAUGUUUGUGUGUAUAUGUAAAACAUAUGGGGGAUUGGAAGUAAUGCAGACAAUUACAUUGAUGGAAGUUAAAAUCUAUCUGCAAUAUUAAAGCUGAUCUACCCACCCCACCCCCCCAUAAAAAAAAAACACGUGGGUCCCGAGGACUGAGUAUGAGAAAUGCUGCCCUAUAGACUCUCAAUUCUGUAUUCUUGCUUUCAAUCUGUUCCCAUUUACGACAGUCUGUGUUCGUAUCUGUGGCUCCUUUUUGUUGCUUUGAGUAAUAAUAUUUUUAUUGUACUGGGGCAAGAGCCCUAGAGCAAGAGACCUCUUGUUCUACCAAGUUGUCUCUCAUACAUCCUGCUAAUGUUAACAAUGUAAGAACUGGUUAAUCUGUUUUACUACUAUACUCUCCUGUCUCGCCUUCAGGCGCUGUUGCCACGGCCGACGACCCAACUGCCAUCACCACCAUCCAGUCUGCAGCUACCUUCUUGUCUGAUCAGCCAAUCAAGUACCUGUUCAAGACAGAGGGAGGCGGGUUGCCGGUAGGGGAGUUGUACCCUCCCUCAGGGCAGGUAGAAGGGACUCUGCAUGCAACACGCACUCAAACUGCCAGUCCCAAUUUUCUCCCUUCCCCAUGGCCCUAACCCUUCGAUGUUUGCAGAUCCGUAAGGUUGAAGGAUCAGAUUCUGUACUAGUGAUCCUUUUACUGACCUUUGACCCCCCCCCCCGUUCAGGUGACGUACCGGGUGAUCCAGGUGUCUGAUGGACAGGUGGAUGGACAGACAGACGGAGCCUCUGCUGUCAGCGUGGUGACAGGCUUCCCCGCAACGACACAGGCUGUCACACAGGUACAACACUUGGAUGGUGUUGAGACACACACAAAAUUCACAAGUUUGCUUUGUCUCACAUAUAUCAUCCCCUUUGGCUGGAGUGCAUCUCUUGACAAAGCUUCAUCCAUCACUUCCUUUCCCCACACACUUUAUUGUGCAUACUACCAGCUGUCCAUUCAGAUUACUUGUUGGAUCUGUUCCUAUCUAAAAGAUCUGUCAUGUGUUGUCUGUCAGGCGGUGUUUUCCCAGUCUGAGGGACUGGAGGGGGAAGCCUCAGAGACUCACUACUACUACCCUGUCACUGACGCCACACAGACUACCAUGGUGGAGACCGUACAAGCUCCAGAAACACUGCUCACUCAGAGCACACCCACCGGUCAGUUGAAAUGAUAAUAGUAAUUCAAACGUCCCAAUUAGCCCCCUGCCCCAUCCUAUGGGCUCGAACUCUUCAAUGUUGGCAUAUCUGUAAGAUGUAAGCGAGAUAGCACUUUUCUGGUUAUACCUAUCAGGAGACUUCAGAUCUGCAAAAACCGAAGGGUUAGGUCCAAGGCCAAGGUGGUGGGAGCGAAUUGGGGCCAGCUGAAGUAGUCAGUCAAUCUGUACAUUGUCUGUCUGCUUAAUAGUGCCCUGUGUCUUCCAGGUCAGCUGUAUGUGAUGAUGUCACCGCAGGACGUGUUGGGCGGAGCAAACCAGAGGUCCAUAGCACCCUGCACAAGGAUAUCUAACACAUCACAUCCUCUCUGUGUCCAGGUUAUGAUAUGACAUCACCCAUCACUGACUAGGCCUUCAUCAAGGGACCUGGGUCAUCAAGGGACCUGGGGUUAUCCAAUAAGAAACGCUCAUUUUGUUUUCUGUUGCAAAACGUUUCAAAAGGUUUUCUGUUGCGAGACCUAAUGCACAUGACCCUAGUUAAAAUAACACAUGACACUGCCAAUAGUCUUAAGUAUUUUGAUACCUGGUGAAUGGUGAUAGGUCAACAUGUUGUGCAUUGGGCUACUGUUUGAAUCCUCUUUUUCUAUUCUACAGCAAGUCAGAACCUCCUCGUACGUCUAGAGAUGACAAGAGACGAGCCCAACACAAUGAAGGUACUCGAAUAUACAGCAGUACUGUGUGACCUUGAAAAUGUUCAAAGAUAUUGAUCUGUGAAGCCUGUUAUAUUUGUUCACAUUUAUUUUUAACAACCUUUUUAAUCUGUCCCCAGUUGAGCGCCGACGCAGAGAUAAGAUAAACAACUGGAUCGUCCAGCUGUCCAAAACCAUCCCAGACUGCACCCUGGAUGCUACGAAGAAUGGGCAGGUGAGUUCCCAGGUACUCAAGUCAAGUCUUCAUAUUUUAUUCAACUGGUAUAUCUUUUCACAUGGACACGUUUCUGAGAUUCUCUUUCUAGUCUUUCUUCUUCUUUCUUGAUUAUUCCCACAGCACCCCCCUUCUCCCCCCCCAAAACUUUGCUGAUAACUGCUUUUUAGAAAAAAAUAAAAAUAAACGUUGUAUGACUAUGAUGUGGUUUUCUCACCUAGCUACCUAAGAUGAAUGCACUCACAUAGUAUUUACAGUAUGUUGCCUGUAAACAAAUUAAAAUGUGGGAAAUGUUUAUAUGACCCCCUUUCAAACAGGCCCAUUUUUACCACAUCCUUGCCAGCAUAAGCCUUUUGUACCUCCCACACGCAUGCCGGUGAGUAGGGGUGUGUAGAUGUGGGUGGGUGUCUAUUUUCAUAAAUCUAUUGAAUAUACACCAUCACAAAAAAAGUCAUUAUUAAUUUGUUUCGGCAGGUCCUAAGAAACAAGACGAAUAAAAUGUAUUUUCAAAAGAAUAGAAUAACAUAUUAUGAGUUUAAUUAUGCUACUGGUAUGUGCAGCCUAUAGGCUACAUGGCUGCACCAUGCAAAUUAAAUCAAUGUUGUUUUGUACAUAAAACAGACAAACGCUUGCAUUCCCCUGCCAUGGUCACAGUCAACACACAUUUAAUAGUAAGAAUAUAACAGAAUAAAAUUGAAAUAAUAUUUUCCCCCGACAUAACUUGAGUGUCACAGGAACAUGUGGAACCGUUAGAAAAAGUCCCUUUUUUUUAAUCCACGUUGAAUAUUUUUUUCCUACCAUCACUCCUAUUUGUUAGGGAGAAGGCGUAGGGUGUUAAAUUGGGAGUAUCUUCAUAAUACCGAUUUGAAAAUAAUAGCAAUCUAUAUUUUUUAAUGUUCAUAUUAUGUUAAUAUUUCACCACUGCAGGCUUUUAGAGUUGCCAAUGUGUAAUCAAACAACAUAAUAGGCCUACACUUGAUUUAGGCUACAUUAUUGCAAGCUAAAUGUUUCUGAUCAGUGAUAGAUGAGCAAACGAAAAGAUGAGCUUCCACGUACUUACAGUAUAUGCCCAGCCAGAGAUCAAUUAACCAAAUAUACAGAUGGAGAUUCAGUGAAACCAAAUAAUAUUGCUUGAUUAUCAGACAAGUCACAGGCUUUUGGUCAGGAGUAGGCUACUAAGUGAGUGAAGAGCAAAAUGGUCCACUUGUUAAGCUACAUAAAAAUGCUAGAAAAUGUUUCUUAUUAGUGCUAAUGGUCAACUACACUAAAGAUGAUCAUGAGCAGCACUCGGCUAACAUUUCUCUAGCCUAAUUGUAACCGAAUAUCCAAGCAGAGAUUCAGUGAAAACAAAAUACUGAUAUUGAUUUAUCAAGAAAAGUCCCCAUGCUUGUCUCAAAGCAGCGUGAUGGCGCAGUCCAAAUCAAAACGGUGCUGAAAUUAUCAUCUAGUUGACUACACGCGGGUAUUGCUUCAAAUGUAUUAUAACGAUUCAGUAAGCAACAAUUUGAUACGUGCCUGUCAGUGUAGUGCGUGCCAAUGCCGUUUCGGCAUUACGGCUAUGCAGACUGACGUUUUGUGUUUCUACUUUUCAUAAUGACAAGGACAAGUUUGAUGUCGGACAACAAAUAUAGAAUGUUCAUGAUUUAAUGCGUGCUAAAGCUGGUAAGAUGAAAGGGGAUGUUUAUACUGAGAGUUUGGCGAAACCUUUAAACACAUAACCGCAAUUAUGACAAUGUCGGUUGGCGGAAAUAAAAGUGCAGGCUUUGUUGGUGGCAAUGCCUUUAAGAUAUAAAGAAAAUUCAGCAAAAAGUUGAUGGCAUGCUAAAGUUGGCGUGUUUUCGUCUUGGUUUGAAAGGGAUAUAACUAAAUCGCUCUGGAAAAAGCAUCUGCUAAAUGACUAAACUGUCAAAUGUGGUCUUUCAAUUUCUGUAGAAGCUCUUUUGAGUCUAGUUUGACCAUGACAUAGCGUGUGUGUGGAGUGGUUGGAUUGUGUUUUUGAUCAGUUUCAGGGAAGUUCAGGAGAGAGAGUCUCACCUUUUCACACUAUUGUGCUGAACCGUACUGUUCUGGCUCUGAUAUUUUCUUUUGACAUGGUCCUCUCUAGCAUGGCUCCAGCAACUAUGGUGGGUGGAUGUGUUACCAGGCUAGCACAGUACAGAUCAGCUUGGCUCAUUAGUGUGAAAAUAGUGUCUCUGUAGCUGUGAUUGUGGUAGUGGCUUCGAUUCCUGGGACAACCCGUAUGUAAAAUGUAUGCACACAUGACUGUAAAACAUUAUGAUGGCUAUAAAAUUAGUUGGCACCUUCAAUUCUUCUUGCAUAUUUCCUCAGGCAAAUUUGCCGAACUGCUAAACAUGGAACUCAGAAUAUCGAGUUGCACCCCCACCUUUUGCCCUUAGAACAGCCUCAGUUCGGGGCAUGGACUCUAAAAGGUGUCGAAAGCAUUCCACAGGGAUGCUGGCCCAUGUUGACUCGAAUGCGUCCCACAGUUGUCAAAUUGGCAGCAUGUCCUUUGGGUGGUGGACCAUUCUUGAUAUACACGGGAAACUGUUGAGCAUGAAAAACCUAGCAGCUUUGAAGUUCUUGGCACAAACCGGUGCGCCUGGUGCCUACUACCAUAUCCCGUUCAAAGGCACUUAAAUAUUUUGUAUUGGCCAUUCACCCUUUGAAUGACACACAUACACAAUCCAUGUGUCAAUUGUAUCAAAGCUUAAAAAUCCUUAUUUAACCUGUCUCCUCCCCUUCAUCUACACUGAUUUGAAGUGACAUCAAUAGGGGAUCUUAGCUUUCACCUGGUCAGGCUGUCAUGGAAAGAGCAUGUUUUGUACUGUAUACUCAAAUCAACUUUUAUUGGUCACAUACACAUAUUUAGCUGAUGUUAUUGCAGGUGUAGCUAAAUGCUUGUGUUCCUUGCUCCAACAGUGCAGUAGUGUCUAACAAUUCACAACAAUACACACACAUCUAAAAGUAAAAUCAUGGAAUUAAGAAAUAUAUAAAUAUUAGGACGAGCAAUGUCGGAGUGGCAUUGACUAAAAUACAGUAGAGUAGUAUAUAGUUGAAGUCAGAAGUUUACAUACACCUUAGCCAAAUACAUUUCAACUCAGUUUUUCACAAUUCCUGACAUUUAAUCCUAGUAAAAAUUCCCUGUCUUAGGUCAGUUAGGAUCACCACUUUAUUUUAAGAAUGUGAAAUGUCAGAAUAAUAGUAGAGAGAAUGAUUUAUUUCAGCUUUUAUUUAUUUCACAUUCACAGUGGGUCAGAAGUUUACAUACACUCAAUUAGUAUUUGGCAGCAUUGUCUUUAAAUUGUUUAACUUGGGUUAAACAUUUUGGGUAGCCUUCCACAAGCUUCCCACAAUAAGUUGGGUGAAUUUUGGCCCAUUCCUCCUGACAGAGCUGGUGUAACGGAGUCAGGUUUGUAGCCCUCCUUGCUCGCACACGCUUUUUCAGUUCAGCCCACAAAUGUUCUAUAGGAUUGAGGUCAGGGCUUUGUGAUGGCCACUCCAAUACCUUGACUUUGUUGUCCUUAAGCCAUUUAUUCUGAACACAUUGACCUUGUGUUCAGAAUAAAGAAAUAAAUAUACACUAUGUCAGCACCACCCUCAACAGAGAUCGAUCAUCAUGAAAACAAAAGCAGAUGGGUGGUGGUCCCAAGCAAGCUAUGUAAAUCGCUUUGGAGAAAAGCGUCUGCUAAAUGGCUUUGUUAUUAUACUGAACAAAAAUAUAAACGCAACAUGCAACAAUUUCUAAGGAUUUCACAUGACUGGGACUACAGAUGCCUUAAAAGGAAUGGGCCUCAGGAUCUCGUCACGGUAUUGCUGUGCAUUCAAAUUGCCAUCGAUAAAAUGCAGUUGUGUUCGUUGUCUGUAGCUUAUACCUGCUCGUACCAUAACUCCACCACCACCACGGGGCACUCUGUUCACAGCGUUGGCAUCAGCAAACCGCUCGCCCACACAACACCAUACUCGUGGUCUGCAGUCAGCAUGCCAAUUGAACACUCCCUCAAUACUUGAGACAUCUGUGGCAUUGUGUUUUGCGACAACUGCACAUUUUAGUGGCCAUUUGUCCCCAGCACAGGUGUACCUGUGUAAUGAUAAUGCUGUUUAAUCAGCUUCUUGAUAUGCCACACCUGUCUGGUGGCUGGAUUAUCUUGGCAAAGGAGAAAUGCUCACUAACAGGGAUGUAAACAAAUUCGUGCACAACAUUUGAGAGAAAAUAGCUUGUUCAGCUCAUGAAAUAUGGGACCAACACUUUACAUGUUGCGUUUUUAUAUUUCUGAUAAGUGUAAAUAUUAAGGCAUGAUGCCAGUUCUGUGACCAGUGUGGUGUUCUCCUGUCCUGUCUGUUCCCUACAGAGUAAAGGAGGGAUCCUGUCCAAGGCUUGUGACUACAUCCAGGAGCUGCGUCAGAGCAACGCCAGACUGGGGGAGGACCUGGAGAAUCUGGAGAGACUACGCAUGGACAACCAGCUGCUCAGACAGGAGGUAUUCACCAUGUUCAAGGGGAUCGGUCUGAGUAAUGUGCGGCACAGAUUUGCUAACCUUGACCACAUAACGAGUUAAGUGGGAUGCAGGAUGACUGUAGACCAGUGAUUAAUCCGCAGGACCUUGCUCAGAAUGAUCCUCUCAAAAAUGAUAAAAGAUCUAUACGUAGCCAAAGAAACCUCGAUGCUGCAUUACAUGACUCUUAAUAGUAGGGAGCGGUGUUGGUCAAGAGCUGGUGAUGUGGGUUACUAUGACAACUCACAAUCAUACCACAUUGACAUUCACUUUCUCCCACUCACAGGUUGAUGAUUGGAAAACCAAGAACCAGAUGAUGAGAAGCCAGCUGAGACAGAACGGCAUUGUGGGAGCAGCUGGUGUAGAUCCACAGUGAGGGAGAAGGGACAAAGGUGUUGGUACGAGGGCUCUGUUUGAAUUGUCAGAAAAUGCACCCUCCUUUCCCCACUUGAGGUAGUAACUGGUCUGUAUGUGAUUGGAAAGGUGAAACGUAGGGUCCCAAUGACACCAACCCAGUCAUCUUAUAUCUGUAAUUUCAUCUAGGAAGGAUGUAUUUGGAAAGCAUUCGAACAAGGCCUAGGAUGUGGUUGGAAUACGAUGACAUUGAUCAGUGGAGGCUGUUGGAUGCAGAGGAUUGAUUCCAACAAAUCUGGACUGCAAUCUUUUUGGAUCUCCUCCGUGAUGUUUUCUCUCUUGACAUUUUUAUGGACUCCCCAUGAUCAUGGACAUUCAUCCUACCUGGAAAAACACUUAAGCUACACAACAUAACACUCAUGCCUGUGUUCUUAUUCCCCUUGGAAAUAAAAGGUAUUUUGUGAUCCCUCAAAACAACUUGCCCAUAUAUGGGUAUUUGUACACUCUUGCCACACAUUAUUUGGGAGAAAAAAUGUGAUGCCUUUUAUGUUUGAAAUAAAAUAUUUUAGGGAAAGGCUUAUUCAAAUGCUAGACUGAACCGAACACCAUGUCUGUUGGUUGACUGUUUCACUACCAGCUGACUGACAAUGGUGUUCUACCUCAGUUUGUAUCAGUCACUGAGCAAAUAAUGAAUUUGAUGGUGCUUUGUGUAUCCUUAGUUUUACUUUUGAUCCCAUGCCUUUCCUUUUCCAAAAUUUGGACUAACCUAUUUCUGACGUUAAUAUCACCUUCAGCCUCUAAUAUUAUUUUGUUAUAGGUUGAUUUGUUGUAAUUUCUAUUAAAUUCGUCUAAAAGAGAUAUCUUAUGUUUAUUAACAGACACUGAAAAU